AUGGCAUCGCAAAACCAGCCCACUAAGAAGGCCGUUCACUUCGGUGCCGGCAACAUCGGUCGAGGUUUCGUAGCAUGCUUCUUGCAUAACAGCGGCUAUGAGGUCGUUUUCGCUGAUGUCGUCGAUGCCGUCGUUGACAAGCUGAACGCUCAGCCCUCAUAUAAGGUCAUUGAGGUCGGCGCUGAAGGUACAACGGAGAACGUCAUCACAAACUACCGCGCCAUCAACUCCAAGACCCACGAGCUCGAUCUGAUUGACGAGAUCGCAACCGCUGACGUGGUCACCUGCUCCGUCGGCCCCAACAUCCUUAAGUUUAUCGCCCCAGUCAUUGCCAAGGGCAUUGACAGGAGAUCGAAUGAUUCCACCCCGCUUGCUGUCAUUGCCUGCGAGAACAUGAUCAACGCCACCGACUCCCUAGCUGAGCACAUCAAGUCUCCCAAGAACACCCCGGAGCACCGCAUCGAGGAUCACCACGAGCGUGCGCGAUAUGCCAACUCGGCAAUCGACAGAAUUGUUCCCGCUCAGGACCCCGAUGCUGGCCUGGACGUCAAGUUGGAGAAGUUCUACGAGUGGGUUGUCGAGAAGACUCCCUUCGAGGACCACUCCGUCCCGUCCAUUGAGGGUAUCAACUGGGUUGACAACCUAGAGCCAUACAUCGAGCGCAAGCUGUACACUGUCAACACUGGCCACGCCACCGCUGCUUACCACGGAUACAACCGCAAGAAGCGCACCGUCUACGACGCCCUGCAAGACAAGCAGAUUCACGCCGAAGUCCGCAAGGCUCUGAUCAACACCUCCAACCUCAUCACCGCCAAGCACGGUAUUCCGGAGGACCAGCAGGCCGCUUAUGUCAAGAAGAUCAUCAUGCGUAUCAGCAACCCUCAUCUCGAGGAUGCUGUUGAGCGUGUUGGCCGCGCCCCUCUCCGAAAGCUCAGCCGCAAGGAGCGGUUCAUCGGACCUGCCGCCGAGCUCGCCGAGAAGGACGAGGACUGCAGCGCUCUGCUCGAGGCCGCCGAGAUGGCUUUCCGCUUCCAGAACGUCGAGGAGGAUGAGGAGAGCAAGGAGCUCGCCAAGAUCAUGGCUGAGCACGACCCUCACACCGUCGUGACCCAGGUCUGCGGCCUCACCCCUAACGAGAAGCUGUUCCCCAAGGUGGUCCAGAUCGUCGAGCGGGUACAACAGGAUGCGGAGGAGUAA
Molecule: messenger RNA, 1197 nt
Organism: Phaeoacremonium minimum UCRPA7
Lineage: Eukaryota; Fungi; Ascomycota; Sordariomycetes; Togniniales; Togniniaceae
Product: putative mannitol-1-phosphate 5-dehydrogenase protein
Exons: 2
Coding region: 1-1197 (398 amino acids)
Biological process (GO): mannitol catabolic process
Cellular component (GO): cytosol
Molecular function (GO): mannitol-1-phosphate 5-dehydrogenase activity
Source: RefSeq, a predicted model, not a curated record